AUGGCUCUACCGGGCUACGAGACCGGACGGUGCGUUUUUGAUAUUGACGGUGUUGACUACGAGGACGUUCACAUCCUGGACUGUGACGGAGGGCUGAUUGACGCGAGCUGCCUUGCCAUCCUGGCGGGGCUGCUUCACUUCCGUCUGCCGGAAUCUACAGUGCGAGAUGGCGAGGUGACCGUCUUCACUACGGAGGAGAAGGUGCCUGUACAGCUGAACCUGACCAAGAUCCCGCUGUCCGUGACGUUCAAUCUCUACGAUGAAGGCAGGAUCAUGCUCCUAGACGCCACGGCGAGCGAGGAGGCAGUCAGUGAAGGGUCGUUGGUCGUUGCUCUUGACAAGACGGGGGAGAUUGCGCUGUACUCGAAGCCUGACGGGGCUCCAGCGGACCCGGUGAAUAUGGUGAACUGCUCCACGCUUGCGCUGGAGAAGGUGAGGGAGCUGAACAAGCUGCUUGCUGCCCGGCUGGAGGAGGACAAGCAGCUUCGGGAGAAGAAACGGCCCACGGCAGGGCUCAGUGCGGCCCAUGAGAGGUGA
Messenger RNA from Trichophyton benhamiae CBS 112371, 537 nucleotides. Its product is annotated as exosome complex endonuclease 2/ribosomal RNA processing protein, putative. Gene Ontology annotation, biological process: U1 snRNA 3'-end processing; U5 snRNA 3'-end processing; nuclear polyadenylation-dependent rRNA catabolic process. Lineage: Eukaryota; Fungi; Ascomycota; Eurotiomycetes; Onygenales; Arthrodermataceae. The coding region runs from base 1 to 537 and encodes 178 amino acids. The record is from RefSeq and is a predicted model, not a curated record. The transcript has 2 exons. Gene Ontology annotation, cellular component: nuclear exosome (RNase complex); cytoplasmic exosome (RNase complex).